CAGAGCAGCGACUCGAGUGAAGCAGCAUCAUGUCUGGCAGAGGGAAAGGAGGCAAAGGAUUAGGCAAAGGCGGAGCAAAGCGGCACCGCAAAGUGCUUCGCGAUAACAUCCAGGGCAUCACCAAGCCAGCUAUCCGCCGCCUGUCUCGGCGUGGUGGGAUCAAGCGAAUCUCGGGUCUGAUCUACGAGGAGACCCGCGGGGUGUUGAAGGUUUUCCUGGACAAUGUUAUCAGGGACGCGGUCACCUACACCGAGCACGCCAAGCGCAAGACGGUCACUGCCAUGGAUGUGGUGUACGCUCUGAAACGAUAG
Molecule: messenger RNA, 311 nt
Organism: Amblyraja radiata (thorny skate)
Lineage: Eukaryota; Metazoa; Chordata; Chondrichthyes; Rajiformes; Rajidae
Product: histone H4 type VIII-like
Exons: 1
Coding region: 30-311 (93 amino acids)
Cellular component (GO): nucleosome
Molecular function (GO): structural constituent of chromatin; protein heterodimerization activity; DNA binding
Source: RefSeq, a predicted model, not a curated record